Asterias rubens (European starfish) is the source of this 1161-nucleotide messenger RNA. Its product is annotated as transmembrane protein 229B-like. The record is from RefSeq and is a predicted model, not a curated record. NCBI's taxonomy places the organism in Eukaryota, Metazoa, Echinodermata, Asteroidea, Forcipulatida, Asteriidae. The transcript is spliced from 2 exons. The coding region runs from base 501 to 1136 and encodes 211 amino acids.
GUUGAUAUACACUGUUUGUUAAAACCCUUAUAAUGUGCCCUCAGUUAGUUCAGUCUGUCAUUAGGAUAGGCGUGGCCUACAUCACUAAUCAGGCAUGACGGUGAUUAUGCUGAGGGGUACGGUACCUCAACCAUACCUCGUGGGUCUGAAGGGUAAUAAUAGAUCGGUUUACGUCCGUCGGUGAAUUCCAUGGGUCUGCAUUAUUGAUUUGAAUUAUUAACAUGAUACACUACCAAUGUGUAUACACAUUGUGCCUGUGGGAAAAUCAUGAGUGUGCAAGCACUCAAACCAUAAUGCACGGGUGGAUGGUGUUCACGUAUAAAUUAGCUUAGGGAUUUCUUGAAUUGCUAAUGAGGUUGCUUGUGUUACGGUACCCACGCAUGAGAUUCACGUGCAGUUUUAUAUAAAGGCGCGCGUUAAAGAAACCACUGGCAGUUAAAUCAUAGUACAAACGGCUGUCUGGCAGAACACUCCAUCACUAGUAAUUUAAUUUCUGAAUCAUGAGGCAGACCAACAAAUCAAAGAAGAAAUUGGGGACGGGAUGUGAAGAAGUACUCCAUCAGCGGUUCAAGGCACCAUCAGCAAGAAAAGAUGUCAACGAUAACAACAUAAGCAAUGGAACAACAUCUCUGGUGAGCAAUUGUGGACUGAAGACGAGGAUAGGAGACGUUGGCGAGUCUAGUUACCAACCCCUACCUGUGAUAGCAAGGUUAUUUUUCUACGGUAUGCACGGGUUCCUGGAUGAAAUUGUUUUCACGGCCUUGUAUGAUAUUUUGGUACACGGUAAACCAAAUUACCAGCUGGUUGGCUACUCUUCAAUAUAUUCCUUCUUCAUUUACGGAAGCGGAAGCUACAUAAUCGAGCGUAUUUACGUCAAUUUACGUCAUCGGGUUCAACUGGGUGUCAGGAUAGCCAUUUACGUAUGUAUCGCGUUCCUAUGGGAGCUUAGCGCCGGGCUUAUCCUACGGCAGUUUGAUGCUUGUUCAUGGGACUACAGCGAUAGGUCACUGAACUUCUUGGGUCUCAUCACUCUGACGUAUACACCAUGCUGGGCUCUGUGUGGACUUUGGCAAGAUUGUUUAUCGCGGUAUCUACUCAAUUUGAGAGUGGUGCCGCCUUCAAUGAAACUUACCUAAUAAAAAUGCAUUUUCUGGUAUUUUC